Pyrgilauda ruficollis (rufous-necked snowfinch) is the source of this 1108-nucleotide messenger RNA. RefSeq names its product killer cell lectin-like receptor subfamily G member 1. The record is from RefSeq and is a predicted model, not a curated record. The coding region runs from base 272 to 964 and encodes 230 amino acids. Lineage: Eukaryota; Metazoa; Chordata; Aves; Passeriformes; Passeridae. The transcript has 6 exons.
CAGCAGCCAUUCCCACUGCCUGCAGCCCCACAGCCAGGAGCGUGCACUUCUCUCCUGCUGGGAUGCCGGGAGGCUGGCCUCAACAGGGCUGCCCCUCGCCCCAAGUGUCUGGCAGCCCCACCAGCCCCCCGGGUUUUGUGCCAGGUGGUGCCUCUGGGGACCCCACCAGGAAGUGACACUUUCCAUUUUGCAUCACACCCGUCUGCGAGGCUGGGCUGGGAAAGGGCUGUCGCUGCCCCUGUGGGCUGCAGAGCAGGAGACCAAGGAAGGCAUGGAAGAGGGUGUCAUGUAUGCCGACCUGCGCUUUCCCCCCACACCAGCUCCUCAGCAGCCAGUGCGCCUGCCCUGGCUCUGGGCAGCCCUCAGCCUGGGUCUCCUCUCCCUGGCGCUCCUACUGGCACAAAUCAUCCUUGUCAGCCUGAGUUUCCACUAUCUAGUGCAACAACAAACAAGCUGCACAGAUGGCCUCUGGAAAAUAGAGGAGAGCCCCAGCUAUGGGAGACAGACACAGGAAGGGCAAUGCCAGUUUUGCCCGGUCGGCUGGCUCUGGGACGCGGGGCAGUGCUACUACUUCUCCUCUGCCAAAAAGAACUGGGAGCAGAGCAGAGAGGACUGCUGCUCCAGAGGGGCACAGCUGGUCACCAUCCAAGCCAACACCACCCUGGCUUUCCUGGUGCGCACAGCUAACAUGGAUGCCUUUCACGUGGGGCUGAAGCAGGACGGCUUUAGGUCUGAGUGGAAGUGGCUGGACGGCACCACACUGGAAUGGACCUUCCCAGUCCAGCGCUACACCAGAUCUUUCCAGGCCUGUGGCAGGGUGUCAGGCUUGGGACUUUUCGGUGGUGCCUGCACAGAAGCCCUCAGAUGGGUCUGCAAGCAGAGUGCAGCCACCGUGCAGUGGCUCCAGUCCUCGUCUCCUGCCUUCCUCUGGGGAAACACCACCUACAGCUGUGUGAGGCCCUGAUGGCCAUGGUGACACCCAGCCUGUGCCACCACCCUGUUCCCUGCCUGGCCCCAGUGCAUGGGCAUUCCCAGGCUCCGCUGCCUCCUGGCCCUCUUUACCCUCCAGAACUCUGCACUUUGCCAAUAAAUUUUGACAGUAACUGCA